AUGAAAUGGCUGCUUGAUGUGGUGUUUAUCGAUGCCUCCGUGCCAUGCGUCGCCACCGCUGUCGCAGUCGCAGCCAUCCGCCGUGCCAUCCGGUGGCUGUACAACCUGGUAAACGUGUGCAACCGUCGCAUGGGCGAACCUUACGAAAAGUGCCGCAAGCCGCUGGUGGACGCGUACGCCGACUGCUUGGAAAUGAUGCCCGACCUUCUCGAGUGGAUCUGCUCGCCUGUCAAAGCGGUCGAGCAGCUCUGUCACGUCGCGAAAGUGAUCACCGUCCUCUGUGCGAUACCGGCAAUGAUUAUUGACUUCGUCAAGGUACAAGUGAUCGACAGGAUCGAACGGGCGAUGCGCAGCUUCCUCGAGCGGGCCUACACGGCUUUCUACGUGAACGUGACUGUGACGCACCAGUACAACUACAGCCUCGAGUUCAGUCGCACACCCGCCGAGGUGCGUAGCCACGUGUUGGGAGAACUGCACGCGCGCGUCGCCAUCUUCACCGUUCUCUUCAGGUUGCUCAGCAACGGGGUCCUGGUCGGAUUCCUCUAUGUCGCGUACGGGGCGACCCAGUACCGUUACCGGUACCUGCAUGAGGACGACUUCGACAAUUACUACAUCACCUGGUUGGUAGAAGCCAUCGACAAGCGCCGGGCGCUUAUGGGUCUGGAGUCACUCCUGCCGCUGAAGACGUACGAGAGGCGCAGCUUCGUGGCGCCUUUCUCGGCACGCAUGACCCGCCACGAGCUGCACGGUCUGUGGGAGCAACUCUGGACGCUCGCCAUCAGCGCCGCGCACACGGCCGUGGCCCUGCUUUUGGACUACACUCUCUUUCGGCUCGUCGCAUUCGUCAGAGCGCUCGGCAAGAUCAACGUCGGCGCCGGACUGCCCACGCAAAUGAAGCUGCACGUUCAAGGCCGGGGCCCGUUGGCUGACAUGUACCGACAAGUCGCAGACUCCCUCAGCCCGUCAAGCCUUCUCGAGUCCACACUGCCAGCCACCAACGUGCAGAACUGUCUGCUGAGGCCAUACCCGCCAGACGUCGAUAUGUAUCAGUGGAUAGGCGUAGUGUACCUGCUCGGGGUUGCCCUGAUCGUGGGCCAGACUUACGGGCUUCGGAUGCGUCACGUGGUAGCAUCCGCCUUCCACCCGGACCGGGAGCGCGUCCGGGCCGCCUGGCUGCACGCGCACGUGCUCUCGCUGCGCACCGGCUGGCUGACGGGGGCGCGCAGGGCGCUGCGACUGCGCUGGGACGCCAGCGAGGGCAGGGCGCCCGGCCUGGUUGAUAUGCUGCUCGCGCGGUGCGUUUAUGCGUUUGGGCUCUGA
This is a messenger RNA of Dermacentor silvarum, 1320 nucleotides long. Its product is annotated as DC-STAMP domain-containing protein 2-like. The coding region runs from base 1 to 1320 and encodes 439 amino acids. The record is from RefSeq and is a predicted model, not a curated record. Gene Ontology annotation, cellular component: membrane. Lineage: Eukaryota; Metazoa; Arthropoda; Arachnida; Ixodida; Ixodidae. The transcript is spliced from 7 exons.